Ziziphus jujuba (common jujube) is the source of this 1079-nucleotide messenger RNA. Its product is annotated as protein HHL1, chloroplastic. The transcript has 6 exons. The coding region runs from base 95 to 802 and encodes 235 amino acids. The record is from RefSeq and is a predicted model, not a curated record. Lineage: Eukaryota; Viridiplantae; Streptophyta; Magnoliopsida; Rosales; Rhamnaceae.
ACUGUGGAUUCGGGGACUAUGGAGUAGUGGAUAAGAGUCUUCCGCAUAAACCGUGUGACCAAGAAAUUGAGGACAAGGAAAGUGGAAGUGAAAAAUGGAGGUAGCUAUGUCUCUGAACGCCGUUGUUCGGCUUCCCUUAUCGAGUUCAAGGACAAACGGAGAUGGGUUGGUGAGGCACUCUCUGUUCUCAACCCAAACGACCCAAAAGCUAAAUCACCAGCUGAGACUCAACGGCCGGCAUGUACUGGUGGUUCAGGCAAAGGGUAAAAAAGGAAUGCAAUCUCGCCAGUUUCAAAAGGCUCCACCUCCUUCGUUGCCCAAGAUUGAAGAUGAUGGAAACCCACGCUUUGUUAUUUUCAUCCGAGCGGCAAAUGUUUAUCUUUGGUACCCGCUUAGUAUAAUUUCAGGUGGCACCACCGCCAAAAUCAUGCUUGCAGCCAAAGAUAAUUUUCUGGGAAAAUAUAUAUACAAAGACACACUGGCUAGAAAUCUUGCGGCAGUUAUUUACCGUGAUGAAAAGGAGAUACAGAAGACAGCAUUUAAGCAGUUUCGAGUAUUGCGGGAAGUUACUGAUUUCAGAUAUGGCUACAAAAUUGUUGAAAAUGGCAAUUUAAGGGCGGCACUUACUACCUCAGAUGUUAUUGAGCUUCCAACACAAGACAAGCUUAAAACAGUGCUUGAUAAAGUGAAAGAUUUUUUUGGGGAUGCAAAGGAAUCAUUUGGGAAGAUAACGGAGCUAAAUGUAUCUGCACCUGAUGAGUCUGAAGAAAAUAUAAAACGAAAGGAAAAGGUUAAAAGCUGAAGCUGGAUAUGUAGUAUUUGCUUGACAAAUUGUCCCGGUCAUUGCUUCUCUGAGAUAGAAAAAGAUUCAUAUGCCUUAGUGGUACAUAUAAUACCGCAGAGAGUUUUUGCACAAUUUUUAUUCCACGGUUUUGUUAAUAGAUCUGUUUCCAAUUAAACAGGGUUCUACAGUCUUUCUUUUGUAAAAUCUAACAUAUGAAUUUAGCCUUUUACAUGCUUGUACUUGUCCUGAUGUUUUUGCACUUUUGUAAUUGAGUAGAAUACCACAUAGUUUACUA